AUGGAUGGACGCGACAUGGAGAAAGACAAGAGGACGAUGGCGCAUACCUCUGAACCAUGCUCUUUCGGCACAAGCUUGAAAGCCCGAAAUCAGUCGUCAGGGCUGUGUGUUCUCCAUUGUGUGAGGAAUCCCUUUCCCUCUAUCACCCUCAAUUUUCUCGAGAACGGGGGCCCUCCCGAAGUCCUAGCAUCAGUCGUGGUGACGGCGCAGCUGUGGAAGGAUGGCAUGAAGAAGAGCCUGAGUGGGGUGACAGCUGUGGAGAUCUUGGCAUCGAAGGACAUUGUCUUCGACAACUUGCAGCUCGAUGCGCUGGAAAUCGGUUCCAACUACACUAUCACUUUCAGCGCGUACUUCCGUGGUGAAACAGUAGUGUUUGGAACGAACCCAAUCACUUUCAUCGGUGAGUUCCUGAGACCCGACUCACAGGAUCUGUUUUACUAUGUCGGGCAAACCUUCGAUACGCUGAAUGUGCAGAUGAGAUCAACGGAUUUCACACGGGCUGUGUCAGCGAGGAUUAACAACAGUCUCUUCUUCUUUGAAGACAACUAUCAGUCCUAUCAGAUUGCGUUCACCGAAGGAUUCUACUCGAUUGAUGGUGUUAACUCGGAACUGCGAUUGAAACUUGAAGACCUGGGUAUUGCUGUCGACCUGUUUUCUUUCACCAAAGUCCAAGAUAAGGUGGUCAUCAACGUUGCCUUCGAGGGUUGGAGGGUUAUCUUCAGUGCAAGCGGCUCCAUCGGAAGCUUCCUGGGAUUCAAUCGAGAUAUUCCAAACAGCAAUGAAUACACUGUUGUGCCUAAUAUGCAGUUCACUGCUGACUUUGCUCGACAGAGCCUGCCUAUCACACUGCCCGCCGGUCAAGCGGCAUGCGGACGUUUCUGUGCAGUGGCACACAGUGAUAUCCAAAUGAAGGACAAGUUCAAUGUGUCAGUCAAGGUGUUCGAUGUCGGCGAUGGGCAGCUCAAGGGCUCGAUCUAUGGUGAGACAGUAGUUGCGAUUGAUGCUGGUGUCGCAAGUUUCUCGAGCAUCAGAGCAAACGGUCUGGUUGGCUCCAGGUUUGUACUUGUGUUUUACCUGGAUCAAGUGUCUGUGGUUUCUGCUGUCAAUCAACAGAUUCGGGACUUCUAUCAGCAGAGCUCGUUGCAGUAUCCCCUUCAGCUCGGGCUCUUUCCCGACACACUGCAAAUCGACUGGAGCUCUGGAAACGUGCUUGUCGACGAGUCAGUGAGCACGAUGUCUGUAACGCUAGUCGAUAGCGCCAUGCCCCUGACGACUCUCGUGGUGGUGGAGACCGAUGGUUUCAUUCUGGACAUAGAGCUCUUGAACUCCAACCAGAACCUUAACCUUCAGUAUCUGGGAGGAACGACAACCCAGUAUGUCGAGUCCGCUAAGUCCCUCUUUGCAGACCUCAAAAUUCUCGGGACGGCGGGAACGGGCUAUGUCUUCAAGGUCUGCCUCAGCAAUCAAAACUCGAUCCUCCCGCUCUGCACGCAAACGGCCACGUUUGUUGUCUAUCCUCAAGGGAUCUCCAUCGUUGAGAGCACUUGGCCGAAGUAUCUCUACGAGGACCAGACCUUCCCUCAGAUCUCCAUCCGUAUGAUCGGUUCGAGCCUGUCCAACCUGCGCUUCUUCAACACAGACGCUUUUGAGAUAGAAGUAUCCUUGCUUCGCCAUGGAAUCCGCCGGCCAACGGCCUUUAGCUCGACUCCCAAACUUAUCUUCACUGGACUACAGGAUGUCAAGUUCAACAACCUGAGAGUCUUCGAUGAACUUGGUUCUGAGUACCAACUGCUGUUUGUCUUGAACAUCAAUGCUGCGUUCCUUAGCGCCGCAACGUCGUCGUCUCUUGUCACACAACGUGCUGUGACUCCCCUAUUUGACAUGAUACCGAGAGGCGUACAGAUUCAAGAGGUCUCCGACUUCAACUGCGGUGGAUCCUUUCAAGCCUCAGUGUCUCUCGUGACCUUCGCCAUGAUCAACUUGAUCCCAGCCGACGGUUUUGAAGUCUCCCUGGUGCUCGUUGCGAGUGAAGACCUGGGCAGCGAGUCCAGCCUGCAAGGCACAACCAAGAGAAACAUCACUGGGACAUCUGUCACCUUCAGCGGCCUUCAGUUGCUGUCAUCCUCUCCCUCCUGCAUCGGAACCUACCGGCUCAACUACACCCUCACGUGCCUGUUCUCCGGCCAGACUUACGGGCCUUACCAGUCCAACGCCUUUCGAGUCCUUCCGUACAACAUCAGCUUUCAGUUUCCUCUCCCCACCAACCUCCUCGAAGGAGAACUCCUUCCGACCGUGGUGGUGCAAGUCCAAGGGGCCAACGGCGACGUCCUGAGUGGCCUGACGGGGUCAGCUGACAAGUUUGGCCUUGUGAGCGUCCAGCUGUACCGCGAUGAGUCUGGACCAUGCGCUGCUCCUUCAUCCUCUCCCUCCUCCGCUCCUCCGCUCCCCAACCUUCACGGACGGAAGGAGCUCAAUCUUACCUCGGGCAAGGCUGAAUUCUCUGACCUGACCAUCUUUGGGAUCAUCGGCUCCUGCUACGUGCUUGUGGCCAACUACACAGUCCCGAGCAUGGCGAGCUUCGUGCUGAGAUCUACGACCUUCCGCCUGUGGCCCAACUCCCUGAGCAGCAACCUCACCAACGAAUGCGACUUCAACAACUUUCCCAGCAUCAACUGCAGCCUGUUGGCGCUGGUGGGCCGCCCGCUGCCACCGGUUGUCGUCCGUCCGAUCUUGAGAGAUAUGUCGGGAUCGUGGGAGCUCGAGGCCGUCGACCAGUUGUACGUCGGCGCGUCACUUGUUAGCUGCGAGACUCGUUGCAAGCAAACCCUCAGGAACUCCUCGUGUGAGGUCGACUACUACCCUCCCAGGCUCCUCACGCUCUCGACGUCCUUUGCUGGGAGCCUGGUCGAGAGGCAGCUGGACUAUCCGAUCUUUGGCGUCAGCGCAGCAUCCUUUGACAUCAAGAGGAUCUCUCAGAACUCUUCAUGGCCGGGUCAUCCCAACUGCCUCUCAGUGGAGCUUCGUGCCAACGUGGAUCUGCUGGGAGGCCAGGGGGCGAGCAUCACAGUCUCAGGGCUGUCAGGAUUGAACUUGCGGUCGCAGACAGGCGUCAGGCUGGUCGACUCCCAUGGCAACGACUUGUCCUCGAUGUGGUUCAAGAGCACGUCCUGGAAGCAAGGGAUCGGUGAGCUGGCAGUGCAGCUGAGGGAUGACGUCACCCUGGCAGCUGGGCAGGAGCUGAACUUCACCCUCUGCGCCCGCAACUCCAUGGUAGCCCAGGAGUCACCGGCUGUGGUCGUGGAGGCCAACGGGGGGGUCGUCAUACCCCCCAGCCUGAUGGAGAAGGGGCACCUCAGCGACCUCUCGACCCUCCUGGUCGACCUGCAGGCGUCGGCGAUCUCCAUCGGCUACAGCUCGCUGGUGAGCGGAAGGAGUUACGUACUCUCCUUCUCCCUUGUCAACCCGGUCUCCCAGUCUCCCCCCUCUGCUGUCUCAGUGCAAGUCGCCUCCCCCCAGCUCCAGACUUUCGUCCAAGGCCUCACCGCAGACAACCGCCCGAUCAGCGGCCUCCUCGGGUCAGUGGCGGGAGAUGCCGCCCCUUUCUACGUUCAGAACGCUUCCGUAGCCUUUCUGUCGCUGUACCAGAGCAGCUCCUUCCCGUACCCCGCCUCGUCAGCAAUCAUCCUCCGAGUAGGCUUCAACUUCAGGAUUGCUGCUCUUGCCACCUUGCAGCUCACGGGGUUUGCCGACGCUGUUCUCCUCUCCAACGCGACCUUGUCCUACAAAGCAGCCAACGGGACCAACGUGACGUCGCCCGCCACCAUCGACGUCGUCGGAGGGAAGCUGAGCAUUCAGACUGACAUGGCACUGAGUGCGGGGCGUGAGCUCUUCGUGGCGUUCUCAGUGGAGAACCCAAAGUGGCGGGUCAACCAGUCCGUUACCUUGGAAACCACUACGGAUCUCUACAACUCCAGCUUGCUCCUGAGCAGCGAGGUCGGCCGCUACCUCGUCGAGGCUCCAGGGUUUCACUCGGCCACCAUAAGGAGGAACACAAGUUAUGCGGGCAUGCCAGCCAAAGUCACCAUCUCCCUCCUCUGCAACAUCCCCCUCCUCGCCGGGUCUGUGCUCACCAUCACCUCCUCCUCAGCUGUUUUCCAGCUAGCGCAGGUCUGCUGGGCCGCUCAGAAUCUUGUCUCGGUGACGAUCGAGCCAGAGAGGGUCUCCCUUGCGCUCCUGACAAACUUGACAACCUUGCAAGCGAUCGACGUCUCCUUGUGCGCUACCAACGACGCCCAGUCCCUCCCUCCGCCUUCGUUCCUCCUUGCUGCCAACUUGAUCUCUCCAGGAACGUGUUCGAGCUGCUACGAGACGAUCGACCUGGUCUCACUGGACGGCGGCAGCAUGCAGAUAGACCCGCCAGGCUUCACCACCGCCCAGAUCACUCAGACGAACCCCUUCCCUCUAGGCAAGAACACCAUCUUCAUCACCCUGAUACCCAACUUCCUGGUAAACGUGAACUCGUCGGUGACCUUCACCUUCUCCCUGGGCUCCAACGAGACCCUCGGCGACUUGCUCAGCGACUUGAGUGUCUUCCCAUCAGACCUCUCCGACUCUUACCAGGUGGACGCUGCGGGCCCGAGCAUCCGCUUCCUCCUCAGCAGGGACGUGCGAGCUGGAGAGGUGAUGCUGUUUGCCUGGAACGUGUCCAACCCUGCAGGAGCUCGGAACUCCACACCCGUCUCGGUAUCCUGCAGCUUUCAGGGGCUGGUAAGAGUUGCUUCCUACCAGCUUCAGGAGGACUCGUCAGCGAUUGCCGGGCAACUCUGGUCCAUCAGAGGAGACAAGCUACCGUUCCGUGUGAGCCCCCCAGCCAUUCCCUUCGGCCAGGCUCAUCAGUCGACAAACUACCCAGGAAGGUCCAACGAGAUCAGCAUCAACUUUGCCCUCACCGUCGAGAUGCCGGCCGGUAGCAAGUUCACUCUCGCUGGGCUCGACAUCGCAUGCUCGGGGAGCAAGGACAUGGUCGUGUAUGGCGGCAGCGGCAGCACCGUCCCCACCCUCUCCUCCUCCUGCCCCGCCAACACUUCCAUCACCUGCGCCAUCUAUGACUGCUCCUCUCUCAGCCUCCUCCUCGAGCUCGCCAACAGCCUCCCUGCCGGGGAAGUGAUUGCGUUCAAACUAACCCUGCAGAACCCCAGCUCCGUCUCCUUUCUCGACUCCUCCUACCUUGACAGCCUGACGGAGCUGGACUGUACCCCAGCAGGCGGGCAGCUGACCGGGCAAACUUCGCGGCAGCUGGGGUCCUCCUUCCUCUUCGACCGCCUUGUCGUCGGUGGAGCCUUCGGCUUCUUCGCCAUCGAGUUUGACCUCAUCCAUCAAGUCGUCGGCAACCCCGUCAGGACGAGGGGGAGGUCAGACCGUUUCCUCGUGGCCCCAGCGAGCAUCCAGCUGGAUCCUUCCCAGCUGGACUCUGAGUACCAGACGUCUCCUGCCGUCCUCUCCAACAGCUCCCACGGCAACCUCCCUCUCUUCCUUGUCUCGUUCCUCGAUCAGCUCGGCCGCGUCCUCAACGUCUCGUCCCCGGGCAUCCGAGUGGUGGCGCAUCUACUCAAGAGCGGGCACGUCAUGGACGAGUUCUUGGAGGGGCAGACGAUACAGAGGGCCCAGGGCUACAGCGCGAAGUUCACGGACUUGAGGAUCGCGUACCUGACAGGCAGGAACUUCUCCCUCACCUUUAGCAUCGAGCUCGGCAGCCGCUCCCUCUCCUCCUCAACCUCUCACUUCAACAUCCUGCCGUCGGCGCUGAAGGCCAACGGCUGCCCCGGGGACGUCCUGACCGGGCAGAGCUUCCAGCUCACCUUCCACCUCGUCGACCAGAACGGUGUUGUCCUCUCUGCAGACGACGGCAGCUUCAGCAUCGAGAUCGACCUCCUCCUCGACGGCGCUCCCUCCUCUCAGUACCUCCUCGGCCAUCGGACGGCCCUGAUCAAGGAUGAUGCGAUCUCCUUCCCGGAUCUCCGCAUCCUCAACGUCUCCGGCAGCAACUUCCGCUUCCAAUUCACCCUGGCGGUGGACGGGCAGCCCAUGGGCUCGAUGCUCAACUCGUCGGGGAGCUCGGACUGCACCUCCUCCUUCUCUGUCUUCCCUUCCUCCAUGCGCCUCGUGCCGCAGGCCGACUGCAUCAGCAGCUUCCUGUCAGGGGAACUGCUUUCCUCCUUCACCUUGGAGGUGCUGGACGUCGAAGGCAAGCCAAUCGAGACUGUCUCCGACCCUUCAUUCGCGCUUGUCAAGGCUUCCCUGCUCCCUGCCCAGCUGGCAGAUCAGCUCAACGGCACCACCCAGGUCCCGCUGAGCUCCGGCCGAGUGACCUUCUCCUCUCUCCGGGCCCCCAUUGCCGGGAUAUCACUCCGCCUGCUGUUCGAGCUGCAGCUGUCGAUAACCACUGCCGUCAUCAGCAGCAACUCCUCUGCUUUCGUCGUUGCCAGCGACCCGUUCGACGUCCUCCCAGUCAGCAUCCACCUCGAGAACGCCUCCAGCGUUCCCCACCUCCUCUGCUCUGCCCAUCCCCUCUUCCUCCCUCCUCUCCACUUCCUCCUCCUCGAUGUCAAUGGCGCUCGGAUCUCAGCAGCCCUGGACCUCAAGAUUGCGGUCUCACUGUACAACAGCAACGGGGAGGAUCUCGCUGGUAAGAUCCAAGGAUCCUCCUGCCACGACGUGUCCUCCUCCUCCUCCUCCGCCCUCUUCACCGACCUUCUCAUCGAGGUCAGCGACGUUGGAAGCUUCUCCCUGCUGUUCACCCUCAACGGACCUCUGUGCAACCUGUACCAGGGCAGGAGCUACUCCCUGGACCUCAACAGCUCUUUGUGCCAGCUCCAGGACCCCACGAGCAUACUUGACAUCCAGCAGUACCUGUCCAACAGGACGAGCACUGCUGAGCUGGUGCUGGGAGGGGAGGAGGAGGCGUUCGGCCUGCAGGCGAAGACUCUGACGUUCAUGUCCCAAGAGAGCGGCUCGAACCUCUUCCUUGACGCGCAGUUCCCCUUCCUGCAGAACUCCUCCAGCCUCGGCUCCUUCUCCCCUCUAGACGCGCACGACGUCACGAUCUCCUCCGCCAACUUCUCCGAGCUGUCGGUCAAACUCCCCGACGACCUCGUCCGGCCCCUUGCCUACUCUGAGGUCACCAGGUUCAGCCAAUGGAGAGGAGCAGAGAUCAGCGAGAGGUGGGAUGCGUCGUUUGAGCCCCUCAAAGUCGCCUACUACACCCGAGCAGCGGGCAAGAAAGACAGUCUCGAGUCGGACGUCCAGUACGACGUGCCGGGACGGGUCUUCCCUCCUGACGUCCAGCUGAAGGACAGGAGGACGCUAACGCCCUGGGCAGCUCGCUAUGAAGGCAGCAGCUUCCAGCUGCGGAAGCAGAGAUGGAGAGACACCUCGGGCAAUGGUCAGGACGCGAUCGUAGAGUCAGGCUACUGCAACUGGCCGGGCCCGAGCUCGGGCAGGCCGGUCGUGAUGGGCUCGGGGACUGAAGUGAUUCUCUUCCCCGAGGGCCUUCUACAGGAGUCCUUUACCCUCUGCACUGCCUACCGCAGCGCCAACGGCAAGACGCCAUGGCGGCUAGUGCGAAACCAGAACGAGUCUGACCUGUGGUAUGAGCAGACCUUCCAGCAGUCCCAGAUGACCGUCGACGAGUGGAAGCUGGUGUGUGUGUUCAGAGACGUCACCUCCAUCGCGUUCCAGGAGAUUUCCUACAGCGGCGAUCAUUCCCUUCCGUCCUCCCUGCCCGCUGCCGAUCGCCUCUCCCUCAUCUUCAACCCUUCUUCCUCCUGGUCCCUCCUCGAGCUCGCAGUCUGGCCUCGCGUCCUUGGGGCCGCUGACUACGGGGAACUGGUCACUUUCUACAACAACAUGGCAUACUCCGACACCCUACCCAGCCCGACCCCAGCUAUGAAGCAAGCUCCGCAUAUGCCAGAGAUCUUCCGUUGCUCCGCCAUGCCCACACUGCCCUGCCGCCUCCCCUCCGGUAACCUCUGCUCCUCCAGCAGCUCCGGAGCUCGCGCUACAGGCGGGUCGGUGGGCUACGACGGGGUGGUGAUCUCGUCAGAGGUCCAGGUGUGGGUGACGAGGGACUACGCGCCUGGCAACGAAGAGCUGCAGGUCUCCUCGCUCGAGCUGCUGGGCUUCCGGCGGGACGCUCCUCUCGAGCAGGACGUGCUCGUGUCGUUUGCUGGGUAUCAGCUGCAGGUGGUGGGAGUGAGCUGGACUAGCAGUUCGGUCCUGGUCACGCCAAACUACCAGACGCAGGUGGUCCUUGCAAACACGCAGGCGGUCACGAUCGUGAAUGUUUGCGGGUACGAGGCCUCCCAGCCAGUCGACAUCGCCAUCUUCUCAGCUCAAGUGGCUGCUGGGCCCGUCAAGGUGUUCUACUCGAUCGGCACCGACAGCUCUCUCCCCCUCAUGCAGGAGGCCAGCUGGGCAGAGGCAGGAGGGUCAGGGCAAGUCCUGCUGGGCGCCGGCAACAUCUCCCAGCUCAACUUCAUCACAGGAGAAGUCCCAUCCUUCGCAGGUCCCAGGAGGAGCUUCAGGCUCGACACGGACCCCUGCUCGCUCUCCGUCGACUCUCCUUGCCAGGUCCACGAGAUGUGCGUCAGCAUACCGGACCCUCUCUCCUCCCCCUCCUUCUGGUGCAUCCCAAACAUCAAGUACUGCCUCCCCGGCUACGCCUACUCCCCCCUUAAUCUCAGCUGCCAAGCGUGUCCUCCCAACACUUUCAAGAGCAAGAACUGCCAGCAGGACUGCGGCGUCUGCCGCUCCUGCCCUCCCCGUUCCUUCAGCCCCCCGGCCAGUGUUAUCGACUACGACUGCUCCUGCCCCGAUCGACUUACAACUCUGCAAGAGUUCACCCUGCCCUUCGUCCGCGGGUACCAGGUCUGGGAGGAGAUUGACAAGUGGGGAUACGUCUCCAGCAUGCCACUGCCCUGGGGCGAGACGAGCCAAGUGAGCUGGCAGGAAGUUCUCAACCUGACUCUGUCAGGGUCUGCCAGCAUCCUUGGUACCUCCACUCAACUGUUGAACAGCGACCAGCAGCAUUGGUGUAGUCAUGUUCUCGUCAGCAACAAUCGCGAGUUUUACGCUUCCCUGACGAGCGAUGGGGCCCUUGAGAUCAGAAACAGCACAAGUGAUGAGAUCCAAUGGAGGUCUCGAUCCGGCCCCCUACUGGAGAACUCGAUCUGUUACCAUGAGCUUCCCACGGAUCUCGUCAACUUCACCUUCCAACUCUCCGACCAAGGGGCUCAGAUCGUCUUCUCGCCAUCAUCUGAGGGUACCAGCCCGGUAGUUUGGCCGCAGCUCGACAACAACGACAUGCAUCCUUCCGACUCCGUCAUCCUCCGGGACGACGGCUCCCUUGUGGGCGCAAACUCCUCCUCGCUGGUAUGGCAGACGAUAGCUGGAGAUCUGCUGGGAAACUUCUGGAUGUGCUACAUGGACCAGUGCUGCUGGUCGAGCAAGAUGAGCACGGGAGGGUCGCAGAAAUACCUCAGGAGGAGGGCGGGUGCGAACGAGAGCGUCACGUGCGAAGACUCGAUCUUCAGCGUCGCCUCGGGGAUGAGAUUCUCCGUCGGCAACGGGAGCCUGUCGCUCUACUCUAGCGACUCGACCAGCGCUGUCAUGUCCUCCCAAGUGCUCGAUGUCGGGGACAGCGACUCUCUUCUCUACUUCUGCCCCUAUGGCCUCUGCUUCUCCUCCCUGGACUCGACGUCAGCUCCCCUCAGCACUGUCCUCGUCCAGAAUCUCUCCGAAGCCAUCCUCCAUCGCUUCACCUGCGAGUCCUCGGGGUCGGUUCUUCGCGCUCCUACUGGCCUCCUGGAGGCCUCCCACCCUCACAACGUCUCCCGCAACUGCUCUUGGACCGUGCUCCCCUGCGCCAACCGCUCGCUCCGCCUCUUCAUCUCAGCUGAGACUUUCCAGCAAGGGCAGGAGAACUGCUCGGCUACCGGCAACUUCCUCUCGAUCAGUUUGUGCCAAGACUCCUCCUGCUCGUCGUUCCAGCAGGAGCUCACGAUCUGCCCUGCCGGCCGCGAGAAGUUCUUUCUUGCGACCAGCCCGGGAGUGGGAGUCAAAGUCUCCUACGUGGCCGAUGUCAAUGUGAUUUUGACAAGCUCGGAAAAGACUCCAGCAGGCUCCAGCCAGCUGGAGGUCAACAUAUCGAACUCUUCCACCUUCAAUACGUCAGAUGUCAACUCUACUAGUGCCAACAGUACGUACCUCAACACGUCGAACGCAACCAACGCCAGCUCAGUACCAGCUGGGGCAAGUAGCAUCGCGGUUGACUCGUGGUUCUCGGCCUCCUGGUUUCAAGAGCCCGUCGACGACCUCGGGGGCUGCAACUUCACCUGGACGAGUCAGAACGGCACCAACUACAGCAGCCUCAAGCUGAACGGGAGCAGCAUGGAGGGGCCCUGCAGCUGGAUCCUGGAGGCGAGCAACGGGAGCGUCGUUUCGUUUAUCGUCAACGAGCUCCAGGGCGCAAACUCGUCGGGUUGCGGCGACUUUUUGCUGGUCGAGACGUGCGAUGGCGUCUCCUGCUCCAGCUGGACGCCAGCUGAGAAGAUCUGCGCGAGGGCGGGAGUGACGGCCAAGAUCUUCCACACGAGCGAAGGCGGGAGGAUGAGGGUGACAGUGGGGAGCGAGGAGACGAUUUCCUCCUCCUUCGCCCUCCUCGCCUCCUGGAUCGAGUCUUCGGUCCACGUAGGGAGGUCACUGACUCUCGAAGCGGACGGGGCUCUUGUCAUUCUGACAGCAACUGACAUUUUCCCAUUUCGGUUCUAG
Guillardia theta CCMP2712 is the source of this 10827-nucleotide messenger RNA. RefSeq lists its product as hypothetical. The transcript is spliced from 12 exons. The record is from RefSeq and is a predicted model, not a curated record. Lineage: Eukaryota; Cryptophyceae; Pyrenomonadales; Geminigeraceae. Bases 1 to 10827 code for a protein of 3608 amino acids.